Brenthis ino (lesser marbled fritillary) is the source of this 786-nucleotide messenger RNA. NCBI's taxonomy places the organism in Eukaryota, Metazoa, Arthropoda, Insecta, Lepidoptera, Nymphalidae. The record is from the annotation of a GenBank genome assembly.
AUGAAACAAGCAUCAAGUGAAAAAUCAAGGAAAACUGGUUAUCAAUCAGAUGAUGAUAAUGUAAGAUAUAAAUUAAAUAGAGAUUUUUUUAAUAACACUUCAAAAAGUACAGCUAAAGUUGCAAAGAAACAAGAUGUAAAAGCACAAGAUGAUGACAAUAUUCGAUAUAAAUUCCCAAAAUCUCCUUUAAAACCUAAAGUAGAAAGAAAACCAAAGCCCAAACCUAAAAUUAAAGUUAACUUUUGGAGUAGUAAGCAAACAAUAAACAGGUUAAAUAAACCUGAGAUAAGCAAGGGAAACAACAAUAGGAGACAUACAGUUGGUGGUGAAAUUGCAGUUACAGCUAAAGCUAAAAAUCCUGUAAAAGUCCGUAAGCGAGUCUCUUUUCUACCAUCACCUAUAUUUUCUGAUAACCACAUACCUAUGGUCACUGUGCCAGAUGAUUUGACAAUUCAACUGAAUGAAGAAGAAGCCAAUGAUCUAGGUGAAGACUUGAAUCUUGCAUUUGUUAAUAGUGAAUCUGAAAAAAUAAAUGAUAGUUCAAAACCAAAAACUAGAACUUCAUCUGUGAAAAGUGGCCCUCAAAAACGUAAAAGGAGUUCCGAAGACACUGACCCUAGAUCUCAGGGUAAUGAGUAUGAGUUAGAAUUUUUUUCUAAAUAUGUGGUCCAAAAACUUAGACGAAUGGAGACUAAUCAAAGAAUUUAUUCAGAAAACUUAAUCAACACGGUCCUUAUGUUAGGACAGCUCGGAAAAUUAAAUGGGAAAUCAAAAAUAUUAGAUCCA